Molecule: messenger RNA, 1308 nt
Organism: Mya arenaria
Lineage: Eukaryota; Metazoa; Mollusca; Bivalvia; Myida; Myidae
Exons: 5
Coding region: 574-1308 (244 amino acids)
Source: RefSeq, a predicted model, not a curated record
CCCUCCAUGAGAUCUAUCUACAUAUGAAGUUUCAAGUUAAUAACUCUUAUAUUCUACAAGAUAUGCCCCGGACAAAACUUUAAGCAUGAAAAAUAACAAAGGGCAAUAACUCUAAAAAUAUGGAAGCAAGAGUAACAGUUCUUGUGCACUGCACUUGCCCUCAAUUAGAUCUAUCUACAUAUGAAAUUUCAAGUUGAUACCACUAAUAGUUUAGGAGAUAUACCCCGGACAAGCGAAAAUGGGACGCGGACGCCGCCGCAACCGACGCCGCCACCGACGCCCCUAUAUGUCGUCUUUUCAGGCGACACAAUAAGUGCACAAAUAUUAUUUACAUCGCCAUCGAGAAUUACGUCCCACAGUUGCGGCCAUUCUUGGAGAGCUUGAUUGAAAAAUACCCAGAGCUGAUAUCUCUUCCGCGUAAGGACGAAAAGUAUUACGGCCACACCGCCUUCCACCUUGCAGUCUGCAAAAAUUACACAGAACUUGCCAAAAAAUGCUUGACAGGUUGGAGACGUUGAUAAAGAGAAAUUAUUCAAAGAACGCGCGACAGGGAGCAACUUUGAGCAAACUGUGAUGCUCGGAGAACUGCCUCUGUUCACUGCUGCCUUGUCGUUAAACAAAGAAAUGUUUGAAGAUUUGCUGGAUUAUAAAGAAGCGAAUUUACAUGAAAGAAACUCAAAGGAAGACGAUAUAUACCAUGCGCUGAUUAGGUAUGCUCACUACUAUCCAAACAAAGAAGACGAAGUCAUCGAAAUACUUAAAUUAAUCCAGACUCAAGACGAAACAAAGCAGAACGGAACCAAAGCUGAUGUUGAAAAUGCAGAUACCACCAACGACAUUUCGAAGACAGUGAAGCAUGCUGAUAAAAUCACACUAGAAGACCAAACCAAAGACACGUCGAAAGAACCGAAGCCUGGCAUUCUCUGGAGUAUGAAAAAUGACUCGGGUCUGAAUCCUUUAGAGCUAGCGACAAAGAGUGGUCUUUGUAAAAUAUUUGGGACGAUAUACAACUCGGAGCCGUACUUUAUUGAGCACGGAAACGAUGGCUUGAACGAUAUUAAAACGUAUGAUAUCACGGACUUGGACCCUGUUGUAACAAGCGAUGCUUGUAACGAUUUCGCAGAUUCAGGAUCCAUCCUGCAGUUCCUUUUCCAAAUUCACCCUUCGCUGGCAUUCCCAUUCAUCCGCACGCCUCAGGUCAGCAAAAUUAUUGAGGAGAAAUGGAAAUACUACAAGUGGAUUAACCUUGCUCUCGAUGAUAAAACUGAUCGGCGGAGUAGGAGACCCGCCCAGUUUUUACGAUACUAG